Molecule: messenger RNA, 909 nt
Organism: Lathyrus oleraceus (garden pea)
Lineage: Eukaryota; Viridiplantae; Streptophyta; Magnoliopsida; Fabales; Fabaceae
Exons: 2
Coding region: 1-909 (302 amino acids)
Source: RefSeq, a predicted model, not a curated record
AUGGGUGAAAAUCCACCACCACCGGAAAGACUAUUAGGUGACUAUGGGAUGACAAAUGCACCGGGUGGCAGGAUAACAAUUGUGAACCAACCGGUGGAUAUGCCAAACUUUCAGCUAAAUGGUAAGUCCGUUGAGAAUUCUGAGAAUAAACAGGUGGAAGAGGAUGAGUUACUAGAAGUGGAUUUAGAAAUAAGAGAUCAUGAGAAAACACAAGAAGAGGUUAUUCUAUUACCAGUUGUGGAGGAAGAUGAGCAGAAAGGCCCUAAACCAACCAUCAGACUCCCAUAUACUCAAAGGACAAAGAAGAAGAAGAAGAAUGAGAAAAAUUUCGAGAAAUUCUUGGAGAUAUUCAAGAAACUUGAGAUUAACAUUUUGUUCGCUGAGGCCUUGGAGCAAAUGCCCUUAUACGACAAAUUCAUGAAAGACAUUGUCUCAAAGAAACGUUCCACCAACACUGAGCCUGUUUUGUUAACUGAAACCUAUAGUGCUAUUUUGCAGGGGAUGAAGAUACCAGUGAAUAAGAAAGACAAAGGAUCAGUUACUAUUCCUUGUACUAUAGGAAAUAGAACUUUCAAAAAGGAGCUUAUUGAUUUGAGGGUUAGUGUCAGUUUGAUGCCUUUAUCUAUUUACAAAAUAUUGGGAAUUGGAAAGAUUCAAGACACAGGGAUGACACUACAAUUUGUCGAUCACUCAAUUAAGCGACCUUAUGUAGUGGUGGAAGAUGUUAUAGUGAAGAUAGAAAAAUUUGUUUUCCCGGUAGACUUUGUGAUUCUUGAAAUGCCUGAAGAUGAAGAGAUUCCUCUCAUUUUAGGCAGACCAUUUCUAAAGACGGGAAGAUGUAUGAUAGACAUAGAAGAAGGAACGAUGACUCUAAACGUCUAUGAUGAAGAAUUGAAGAUUGAUGUCUGA